AUGGGAUUAUUUACUAGAAGACAACGAAAGCAAGAUACUUAUCAGGGGUUUAGCAAAUACGCAAGCGAUAUAAACCAAUACAACCAAACACAGCUACAACAUCAACAACAGUAUGCACCCCCAGAUCAGUCUGCCCAAUAUAAUGCAGGUAAGGCAGCUGCCAUAGCAGCUUUACGAAUGCAUAGUCUGCCAGUACCGCCACAAAUACAACAACCAAAACGACAGACUCCAAGAAAUACAACUGCAACCCAACGGCAACAACGUCAAAGAUUACUGCAAGCACCGAGAUCAAGCUCAUUUACAGGCAAUAGGGCCAAUUCACUCCAACAAUAUGUAUAUAACCCCACGGCAUCAUAUACACCGGGAAGUGCAACUAUUCCAAAUGCAAGAAGAUAUAGCAGUUUAACAAACUAUUCACCCCAACCCCAUGUAUCCCCGAAUUAUCAAUCAAUUGAAGAUAUGAUGAUGCACGAGGAGUCAGAUUUAGGAUUAGAACAACAAGAAGAAGAAGAAGAAGAUUUAACAAUCAUAAGCACCUCAACUCGAAAAAUCGUCGAUGCCCAAGGUCGUACCCAAUCAAUCACAACAAAGACUAUAAAAAUGCUACCUGAUGGAUCCAACAUUAUCGAAACCACAACCAAGAACAUUUCAAGAACUAAUUCAAGAUCAAACUCAAUGGCAUCGGGAAGUAACAGGGUGAAUUCUAUAACUUUACUGCCUAAUUUACAAAAAAUAGAUGAACAUUUAAGUGAUUUCGAUUAUGAUUAUCAAGUUGAUUCGCAUCAUUUAGAUGAUCCAGAUAUGAAAUUAAGAUUGAAUUUGGGAGAUAAUACCAAUCAAAUCAAUCCCAAAGAAAUAAAACCAUUAGAUGGAGAAUUGAAACCACCAAUUGACGAAAAUAACAAUAACAGAUUGGGAUCUAUUGGAAGUAGUGGGUCAAAACCACUUCGAUCAAUCUUAAAAAAUUCUCGAGCAAGUUUAGACAAUCUAACCCAUUCACCACCCUUACAACCUAAAGCAUCCGCGCCUAUGACCUCAUCAUCCCCGCCAUCAUCCAUAAAAUUCAAUGAUCAUGUCCAGACCAUCUCCAUCCCAGCUUCUCAACAUAAACCCAAACCACAACAAUCCCAUAAACCUCAUCCAACGCCUGCUCCAGCACCACAACCCAUACCAGAAGUGGAUAUGUAUGCAGCAGCAAUGCAGGCGGCAUAUAAGAAAGUCUACGGCGAUCGCCAAGAAGCAAUACCAGUAUCAAUAUCAACUCCGGGUCAAUCAGAACCGAAAACUGAGGAAAUAGCGAAGAAGUAUGCGGUGGAUGGUAUUCAUCGAGAAGGGGAGAUUGAGGAUCGGAAGUAUCGGGGACAUCAUAAAGGAUUUACAGUUCAUUCUAUGCGAGACCCAGGAGUGAAACAGAAGAGUCGGAAGGAAAGAGUGAAGGAAGAGAAGAAGUUGGCGAAGGAACGGGAGGCAGAGGAGAAGAGGUUGACGAAGGAACGGGAGGUAGAGGAGAAGAGAUUGACGAAGGAACGGGAGGUAGAGGAGAAGAGAUUGAUGAAGGAAAGAGAAGCGGAGGAGAAGAAGAGGGAGAAGGAAAGAAUGGAGGAGGAGAAGAAUAAGCAGAAGAAAGAUGGAAGACGUUUUGGGUUGAAGUUGUUGCCGAAGUUUAUUCACAGGCACGACAAAGAAGAAAGUGGACAUGAACAACAGAAUGACGACGGACGUAUUCCACAACUGCAAGAAACGUCACCUGUAACUCAGAAUGAUAUAUCAAGUUAUGAAAGAGAUGGAAUCCCACUUGAGACAGUGGCUACCCUCGAUCCCUGGAAAUCUGGAGAAACGCCACCAAUUGAAGAAUUUCACCGUACGCCUUCUCCGGUGAUUAAACGAGAAGUACCUGCUGCUCUUCGUCAACGUCCAGAAAUAUCACAUAGGUUAGGAACACCAGAAAAAUCACAAGAGGGGAUGAUAUCUGCUGCUUCCGAGGAAAUGGAACCGGAAAUGUCGCCACAAGUGGAGGAACUUCCAACUGAGAGUGAGGUAACAUCAUCACCUGAAGGAGCUUUCCCAUCCAAAACGACAGUGAAAGAAGAAGUGGCGACAUCGGAAGAGGUAGUCAAACCAGCACCAAUUGAGAGAGCUCAAGCUGAAGAACCAAACCAGGAAAUUUCUUAUCCAAUCGAAUCAGAAAACGCAAAAGAUAUACCAGAAGAAGUUCAUGAAAUAUCACCACCCCAAGCACCAGUAGAAACUACCGAAAAAGUGAUCCAGCCAGACACAAACCCCAACGAAUUAUCACAACCACUUCCCAUAGAGGAUAAUCUUCCAGUCAUAAACAACAUACAACACAAGAUUCCAGGAAAUAUCACACCAGUAGGCAGACCUGAAUUGCAAGAUAUCGAAACUGAAAUAGAAGAAGAAGAAACGGGGAUGAGUAGUCCAGAAAUGUCUUCUUCUCAAUAUAACGAGGAGGCAACAUCUCAAUAUGAUGACGAACAGGAGGAGGAGAAGGUAGCAGUAGCUAAUAGCGGCGAAAAGGAGUCGACAUCCGAGCAUCAUGAAGAUGAGGAAGUGGUGGGAUCCAGAAAAGAAGUAGAAGAAGAUGUUGGUGAUGAGAUGAUAUCGGUUCAUACUGAGGAUGUGAUGGAUGUUGAUCGGGAUGAGAAAGAGAUUGAUGUGGAUCGGGAUGAGAAAGAGAUUGAUGUGGAUGAAGAUGCGCCGGUCGGAAAUGAUAGGGAUAUAGUGGAUGAGAGUCGUGGUGGUGGUGAUGAUCAGAUAGGGAAUGAUGACGAUCAGAUAGGGAAUGAUGUGGGUAUUGUGGGUGAGAUCCAAGGUGGCAAUAUUGCCGAUGUGGUGCCUCAUGAAGAAGAAGAUAAAGCUGCGCUUGUGGAGGAUGAAAUCCACGUGGGUGAAGUAGGGAUGAAGAAUGUCGAGUUAGAAAAUAUCAACAAUUCUGAUAAAGACACGAAGGAUAUUGGUUUAGAAAAUAUCGAAACUACCGGUCUAGUCAGUAAGAAUAUUGAUUUGGAAAAUAAUGGUAAUGUUGAAAUUGACAAGAGUAAAGAAGGCGUUCAUGUCGAUCUCCAAAAACAAGUCCAACUGGCAUUUUUUGGUCCCAAAGAACAACAUGGACUGUCAAACCCAUCUACUGCACCUCAAGGGAUCAUGGAACCACCAGUUAAUGAUGGCGAUACGAUUCGAGUAGCGGUAAAAAGACCGCAAUCCCAGCUUGUCGAAGAGAAACCAGCUCAAUCAGAUCCAGCUACUAGUGGUGGAUAUACCCAAGCAGGUGAUGAAGAUCAUAUUGAAUCCGAUUCACGAUCGACGGAAAAUUCCUUAGUUGUCCCCAUUCAUGGACAAAAUUCUACUGAUGAUACUGAUCAUGAAGAAGUGGUGGCAAUUAAGAAAUCAUCAAAGAAGAAAGAAGGGAAGAAGAAAUUUAAACAACGGAUAUUUAAAUAUUUUGUAAAUUCAUAUGAUAACAAUCGCUAG
Molecule: messenger RNA, 3489 nt
Organism: Hemisphaericaspora subhashii
Lineage: Eukaryota; Fungi; Ascomycota; Pichiomycetes; Serinales; Debaryomycetaceae
Exons: 2
Coding region: 1-3489 (1162 amino acids)
Source: RefSeq, a predicted model, not a curated record